Molecule: messenger RNA, 5129 nt
Organism: Epinephelus moara (kelp grouper)
Lineage: Eukaryota; Metazoa; Chordata; Actinopteri; Perciformes; Serranidae
Product: synaptonemal complex protein 2-like
Exons: 46
Coding region: 13-4995 (1660 amino acids)
Source: RefSeq, a predicted model, not a curated record
UCUAAACGGAAAAUGGCCCCGGGACAGGACACUCAGUUGGAGAAAGUCAUUGAUGAGGUGUUAAAGAGUGGGGCUGUCCAACCACUGGAUGUUUUCUUGCAAAGCAACAUACAUGAAGGGACUGUCAUCAAAUGUUCCCAACAGUUUCUCACCAAAUUGGAUAAACUUGUCAGCAGGAAUAUGGAUCAAAAAGAUGCAAAGUCAGCCAGUUUGGCUUUCGUCAUCCUCUACAAGUGUGGGAAAAACCUGAAACUACCUGGUGGUUCCCAAGGACUGUCAGGAAUAAUAGCUCAAGGCCUGCUCAAAAAGAUGGUGCAGUGGUUUGAGAAAUGCAGGCGACUGUGGAUCGAGUGUGGCCCGCAGUGGGAUGAGACCUUGUUCAACCUCUCUGAGGAUUUCUUUGAUGCCUUAAUGGUGGUUCAUGAAGCCUGCAAAGAGGGAACUUACAAAAUCACAGACUCCUUCCUGUACCCUGUUGGUCAGUUGGCAGUAGACCCCAGUAUCUACAUCCUGAUCCAAAAAGAGGCAAUUCGCAAAUUUAACUUACUUCUGGACAAAAUCCCAGUGGAGCUCAAGAAAGAGAGGAGGAUCCUAUCAUCACAGGAGGCCUCAGACAUCAUGAUCAAGCUAGCUGGUCGGAUAAUGAAGGGUGGUGAUUACGACUUGCAGACAGCCCUGGUGGAGGCAUUGUGCAGAAUGGCAGCUCCUGACCAGAGGAAGGAGCUGGCCUAUCGGUGGUUCAGCAUGGAGCAUGUGGCCAGUGCCUUUGUCAAGAUCAGUGAUUCUGAGUUUGAGACGGACUGUCGCAAAUUUCUGAACUUGGUGAAUGGGAUGCAGGGAGACAGGAGAAGAGUGUACUCCUAUCCUUGUUUGGAGGCUUAUCUGGACAAGCAUGAGCUGCUGAUGCCUGCUGAUGAGAACCUGGAAGAAUUUUGGAUCGACUUUAACCUUGACAGCCGCAGCAUGUCCUUUUACUUCUCUUUUUCUGAUGAUGAAGCACAGGAGGCCCAGUGGGAAACAGUAUGUUUCAAUGACAAUGAAGUCCAAAGCUACACUGUAACAGAGGAGGGCAAGAGGAAAGUCUUGCAGAUAAAGUUGUCACAGGUUGUGAUCGUGGGUGCGGUGGAAGGAACGAGUGUUACCAUCCACUUCAGCUCCUCCCUGGACAUCCUGCAGGCUGCUCGUAAAGUCUAUGGACACAGCAAAAACAAAGGCUUUGUGGGGAAGACAAGCACAUCUGUAGCGAAGACUAUAGUUAAAAUUGUAGGGGAAGAUAACAUCUCCCAGGUUGUUCCAGAGAGUCAGAUGUCCCUCGGUGAAAGUGAGAAAACCACUGCACCUUACCUUCUACCUGCCCCGUCUGCACCUGCACAGAUGGUGACCCCAACCAGGAUGAGGAUUUCAGAGUCGACCACCUUUAUCAGCAGCAGUGGAGGAGGAAGUGUGCAUUGUGCCAGUUCCCUCGCUGCUGUUAUGUCAUCAAACACUUCAGCCAAGGUUAAGGGGAAGCCGUCUCUGGAGAUGGUUCGUUCAAGUGACAGGCAAGGUGAACAUUACUUGGGAGAGCUAAGGACAACUGCAAAGACCUGCAGUAAUGGCACAACACCUAACAGCACAAUAGCAAGUGACAUGACAAAGCAGAGUGCUACAUCUCUACAAAGCACAGCUUCCAAACUGUCCAAUAAGAAUAAGGUCGGCAAACACAAAAAGAAUGUACCACUGGCAAAAGCAGCAGAUGUGGUUCCAGCUGGACAGGGAGAGGAACAGUCUCUGGAGUCCAGUUUUGUGCCUGACACCCAACCCACAACUGGGAGAAACAUAUCUAUGAACUGGAGCAAACUGUCAGUUUCUGAAAUGCUGAUGAUGCCCACACAGAAAAUCAGUUCUCUGCCAAGACCUGAGUCUCAGUCAAGUUUGGCAGGACAACAGGAGAGCCUGUCCUCAGCACAGACAUCGUCAGUUGCAGGCUCGAGCUCAAUCAACCAAAAGCAACUUCACAUAGAACUCACCCAGCGCCUGCAGCAGGUCCUCAGAGAGAAGAACCAAGAUCCGGCACCUCAGGAGCCAUCUGCACCCCACAGAAACAUGUCUGACAUCAAAGGCAGAAGCUCUGUGGAGCAGUGUGCUGCAAAACUGUGUUCUCCCAAAAAGCAGCAGGCCCAGAGGAAUGGCCUGACCAAAGGGAAGAGUAAACGCCAGAUGUCACUGGAGACAGAUGCAGAUGCAGUCAAAGCUCCAGCCAAGGCCUCCACAUCUAAAGCUCCACAGAAGGGAACACCACAGAAAGGGAAUGCUGACACUAACAGGAACCUUUCAAGCAAAGAGAAGAGAGAUGCAGAGGUUGCAGGCAGCAUGGUGAAGCUCAUCUCUAGCCGCUAUGACAGUAACACCAAAUCCACAGCAAAAGAUACUGCAGACACAAUCCCUCAGAGCUGGAUUCCUCCUCUUGUCAACAGGCCGAUCUUCAAUAUGGGCUGGUUAUCAACCUCUAAAAGAGAAGUAUCUGGAGCUGUAAGCGUCAUGAAAUCUUACAGUAAAACCACAACAAACUCUACGAGGCAGAGAAAAGAUGUUUUUGCAUUUAACUUUGAUGCAUCAUUGAGUGCUGGGGAAAAGAACAAAACCUUCACUAACACUUCUGCCACAUCAAACAGUGCCAUCCACGACUCCUCAGCACUCAGCACAACCAAGAAAGGACAACCUGUGGCAAAAGAGAAGCGGUAUGUGAAGAGGCAUCUGUUCAGUGACACAGACACAGACUGUGUCACGACAGAUGUCAGCUGGUUGAGGGAAUCAAGCAGGAAACCCAAACCCAAAGUUACCAAAUACUCCAGGCAGGCGCCCGUCAAGCCCAAAGCUGUGUCACCUCAUACUUCAUAUGAGUUUCCAGGUGUACCCCCACCCUCUCAAAAACCUGUAAAGGACAAUACCAAACCCAGUAAGAAGCCUGAUGUGAAGAAGAGAAUGGAGCAGCCGAAUAAGACAGUGAAGCCAGCAGUAGAGCCAAAGAGACCACAUGCAGCAGGCAGGAGGCCCCAGAGAACUGCAGCCACCUUUAUCAAAAGCUACAGGGAGACAGACACUGAUGACAGCCAGUCAGAACCAGAGGAGCCUCCUGUUUCCAAGGUAAAAUACUUUCCUAAUCAUCUGGAGAAAGCUGAGAAACCUCACGAGGCUGCUCAAGUGACAAAGAAAAACACUGCCAGCAAACAACCAACCAGAAGUUAUCUGGAGAUAGACAGCAACUGUCAUAGCAGCGGGGCAGAGUUGGAGUCAGAGCAGCCACGUUUCUCCAAGAAAUAUUUUGUAGGCCAGCAGGGGAAGAGUGAGAAGACCAGUUUAGAGGUGCCAGAGGUAAAGAAGGGAAAGAACACCUCCUCUGAGCAAUCCACAGAUCUGAGAAAGCCAUCUGGUCUCAAGCAGCAGAGGCCUGAGAAUGUUCUCCCAGAAACUUCCAGAAAGUUGAGUAAGAAACAUGUCGUCCCUGCUCGAGAACAGAUGAAUGGAUUGAAGGAUUCCCGGGCUACCCGCCAGACCUCUUUCUGUCCGUCCCCUCCUUUGAUCGAGAGGAUGAGAUCUGCCCCGAUGUCACCUCCAACCUUGGGUUUGACCUGCUCCCCUCUCCUCACGCCGCAGGGAUCCCCACUUCCUGCCUCUCCUGACCCUCCCAGCGAGGACACCCCCUCGCCAAUCCCGCUGCUACCCAAACCUCACUGUACAGUCAGCAAUAAAGGAAAUUGCAGGCCCUCCUCUUUCUACAGUGCAGACAAGAAGCACAGCACAUCCAAGACUCAGUCCGUCCAGUCUGGCCCCUCUCUGCCUUCACUGACCCCUGUUGGUCGAACCUCUGCACCAGGGGCUCCCAUUGGACGUAGUGCAGCAAAGAUAAGUCCAGUCCAGCAGGUUCUACCCUCCACACCUCCAUCUCCUUUGUCUCUGUCCACUCGGCACCUGUUGACAUCCACACUCCUCGAGCUGGACAAGCCUUCCAUGCCCUCUCCUCCUCAGUCUCCUAUCCCUGAAGACACCACCAACUAUGGGAACUGCCAUGACUUUAGUAAGGUGUCUUCAGUGUCCUGGGUUUCACAGAGCCAGUCGUCUUCUAAGUCGUCAGUGCUCAGUAGCAGAGUGAAGGACAGCCACACUGCUGCCCCGGCUGUGUCUCAUAAAACAGAGAAAACACCAUCUUCAGACCAAAACUCGAAGUCUGAUCAGCUUCAUAUCUCAGGACCCAGUCGCAAGCGCCACAUCUCAUCCAGUAAUUCUGAGGAAGAUGAGAAGGAAGAGAGGAAGAAAAGCAAGAUGAGAGGACAGCGUUCUCCUCGGUUGAAACCAAGAAAGUUGUUCAAGUCCUUUGCUGAGGUGUCUGCUGAGGGUGAGCUAAGUCAAGUGAUAUCUUCGUCCCACACGAUGAGCUCCAGUCACUGGGAGACUGAAGUGGGGAAUGGAGACAUGGACGUGGAUGAAGAUUUCGAGGUGCCAAAAAUUGCCGUAAACCCGAGUAACCUGUGCCAGCAAUUCAGCUCUGAGCUGAAGAAGAAGUUCCAGAGCCGUCAUAACAUGGUGGAGGUUUACAACAAGCAGUCUUUGAAGACUGUCCAGCAACAUGUCUCCUCCUUCAACAUGCAAGUAACCAAAUACAGGACUCAGAAGCUUGGACAGGUUCAGAAGGUCCUCUUGGAAGAGAUCCGCAAACUGGAACAGGGCGACACAGUGCUGAAAAACAUGGAGAAAGACCUGAGUAUGUACUGGAAAAAGCAGAUUGUGGCUUUCCAUUCUUACAAGGAACAGGAAACCAUGAGAAAUGAGAGCCUGAAGAAAGCCCUCCAGAGUAACAUGUGUCACAGCUUGGAGCAUGAGGAGAGAUUAUUCACUUCCCAGAUGUGCCUGAUGAGAAAAGACAUGAAGUCAGUUCAGGACAGACUCCUCAGUGAGAUGCGAGAGGGGGAGAUCCAGAGUGUGAAGAGAGGUCUGCACGCCUUGUUUUUCCCCUGAUGGAGCCGGUUUAGAGUUCUCCACACUAUGAUAAAGGUGUUUACUUCACCACAUGAUGCACACUGAGCUGUGGACUUCAGCUGUGCUGGUUUCAUUUCAAAGUGUUGAUUGUUCCAGGAUCUUCUUUUAUUAUA